This is a messenger RNA of Rhizophagus irregularis DAOM 181602=DAOM 197198, 1220 nucleotides long. The record is from RefSeq and is a predicted model, not a curated record. NCBI's taxonomy places the organism in Eukaryota, Fungi, Glomeromycota, Glomeromycetes, Glomerales, Glomeraceae.
ACGUGAUGUACUAAGAUCUGUGAGAUAUGUUUUGGCCAUGGAUACUUUUGCAAAUACAUCAACACUAAUCUUUCUCCAGACUUAUCAUGGUGAAAAUAUUCGCAUAGUUGAUAAUAAGUAUCAGCCUCGUAUAGGCGAGACAGUUGAAUUUAUUUAUGAUCCAAAUAGCAGAGCUGAAGCUAUGCGAAUAGGAUAUGAUCUUUUAAGGCAGGGCAAAUGUGUAACAUUCGUAUCUACUGGAGCAGUGAUGGUUAGAGCGCUAGUAGAAAAAGCAUCUAAGUUAUUUAAAUCUGACAAUUCUCCUGUUAAAGCCCGUGCAUAUUAUGGGAAUAUGGAUGGGAAGCAGAGACAAAAAGACUUCUCUAAUAUUGAUGUUGCUUGGGGUGAGCUUGACUGUGUAGCUUACACAAAUACAGUGGAGGCGGAAAUAUCAUUUGAAGUUACAGGCCAUUUUGAUAUAGUUAUAGCUAUUACAAAAAUCACCACUCCAGUUCAUGUUGAGGCUCUUGCGCAAAUGCUUUAUCGAAUUCGUGACUGUCCUCGUCAUAUUGUUUCUAUAGCAAUAAAGGGUCAUCGUGAAUGGGAUAGCAAUGUCGUUUCUUAUAAAAUCGACAAAUCUCCUGCUGUAAUAACAUUCAUUGAAGUUGAGCAUCAGAAACGCCUUUCUGCGAGAUACUUUAUUGAAAAGCUUUGUAGUCUUAUAGCCAGUACCAGCGCUUCUCUUCAGCUAAUAAAAAUGGAUGAGAGCCGAGGUGUUAUAGGAAACCGUAAAAAGUCCGCAAUGAGGUUAGGAUUGAAGCAUUAGUUAUCAAGGAAACAGAUUUUGAUGUGGUUGCUACUUCCCGGAAUCUUGAUCUUGAAGAAGCUGAAAAUCUUAAGUUUGACCAAGAACGCUCUAUCCCAAAUACUAUGGCACUUAAACGUGAUCACUAGUGACACAACUGCUCUGAUCCCACUGUUGAGCAUGGUCAUAUAACUAGCGAAAAAAUCGUAAAUGCAUCUCAAACCAUACCAGCUGAAGUACCAGCAUUCUCUCAGCCAAAUGCUUCACCAGAAAUGAUUUCAUCAGACAUGUUUCAAGCAAGUGUAUCAUUUGCAUCCCAACCUAAGCCAGCUUAUGAUCAUUCCUAUUUUUGCAACAAGAUAUUGGAUCAAUAUCCUAAUCUAUAUAGAGAAUGUAGUAGUGAAAAUUUCGAUUAUUAUAGGAUUACUGAUGAGAC